UAGCCGCCAUCUUGCUUCUUUUUCUCGCUCGCUCUCUCCCUCUCGGGAAGCAGCGAAAGUGCUUUGGCGGUUUGACCAUCCGUGGCUUUGGCUGUCUCAGCCCGGUGGCCUUUCCAACUACCUCCCUCACCCCAACUUCCCCUGCCCCUUUCCUUGAUCAGAUCUCGGCGAGACCCUCGGAGUGCGGAAACUUGACACUAACCCUGGCGGACUGAUUUUAAGGGGUGUGGCAGGAGGUAUUGGACUCGAUGAGUUUCCACCGAAAUGUCGGAGAAGUCAGGCCAGACCACAAAAGCAAAGGAUGGGAAAAAGUAUGCAACACUCAGUUUAUUUAAUACAUACAAGGGAAAAUCAUUGGAAACUCAGAAAACUACAGUUGCAGCUCGACAUGGGUUGCAAAGUCUUGGAAAAGUUGGAAUUUCACGGCGUAUGCCUCCACCUGCUAAUCUCCCAAGUCUGAAAGCAGAAAACAAAGGCAAUGAUCCUAAUGUGAAUAUUGUGCCUAAAGAUGGCACAGGAUGGGCAUCAAAACAAGAGCAGCAUGAAGAAGAAAAAGCACCAGAAGUGUCACCAGCACAGCCAAAACCUGGGGUUGCAGCUCCCCCAGAAGUAGCACCUGCUCCCAAAUCAUGGGCCAGUAACAAGCAAGGUGGGCAAGGAGAUGGAAUCCAGGUGAAUAGUCAAUUUCAACAAGAAUUUCCCAGCCUGCAGGCAGCUGGGGAUCAGGAAAAAAAAGAUAAGGAAGCAAAUGAUGACAACUAUGGACCUGGACCCAGUUUACGCCCACCAAAGGAAGAGCCAGUUUUCACUAGACAAGAUAGCAAUCGCAGUGAAAAGGAGCCCACACAAGUGGUACAUGAAACAGAACCAGAGUCAGGGUCUCAACCUCGACCUGCCAUGUUAUCUGGCUAUUUCAAACAGUUUCAGAAAUCAUUACCACCACGAUUCCAACGACAGCAGGAACAAAUGAAACAGCAGCAGUGGCAGCAGCAACAACAGCAAGGUGUACAUCCACAGCCUGUUCCUUCUCAACCAUCUAGUAGUACUGUCCCUCCUCCACCACACAGACCUCUUUAUCAGCCCAUGCAACCUCACCCUCAACAUUUGGCUUCCAUGGGUUUUGAUCCAAGGUGGCUUAUGAUGCAAUCCUACAUGGAUCCUAGAAUGAUGUCAGGAAGACCUGCUAUGGAUAUUCCACCAAUUCAUCCUGGAAUGAUUCCUCCUAAGCCAUUAAUGAGAAGAGACCAGAUGGAAGGAUCACCAAGCAGUUCUGAGUCAUUUGAGCAUAUAGCUCGAUCUGCAAGAGAUCAUGCAAUUUCCUUGUCUGAGCCUCGUAUGAUGUGGGGAUCAGAUCCCUAUCCUCAUACUGAGCCGCAACAGGCAACCACUCCCAAGGCAGCUGAAGAACCUGAGGAUGUAAGGCCCGAAGCUGCAUUGGACCAAGAACAAAUUACUGCUUAUCCUGUAGAACAUAGUCAGUUGGAGACUCAUCCAAAAGCAGACUUUGUCAGAGAAUCAAGUGAAAUAGAAGUACAAAAGUUUUUAAGCAGAUCUGUGGAAGACAUUAGACCUCACCAAACUGAUACAAAUAAUCAUUCUGCUUGUUUUGAAGUACCUGAUCAAAAGACCUUAUCCACUCCUCCAGAAGAAAGUCAGCCUGCUCGGAAAAGAAGUGUUUCCCAUGGAUCUAACCAUACUCAAAAAUCAGAGGAGCAAAGAAGUGAGCCGUCUAUAAGCAUUCCUAAAAUAUCCAGAUGCAUUGAUUCAAAAGAGCCAACAGAAAGACCGGAAGAGAAGUCAAGAAAGGAUGGCUUUAUACGAUCAUCUGAAGGACCAAAACCAGAAAAGGUAUAUAAAUCUAAGUCAGAAACUCGUUGGGGCCCAAGGCCAAGCUCCAACAGAAGGGAAGAAGGUAGUGAUAGACCUGUGAGGAGAUCAGGUCCUAUUAAAAAACCUGUACUUAGAGAUAUGAAAGAGGAACGGGAGCAGAGGAAGGAGAAGGAAGGAGAAAAGGUUGAAAAGCUGCCUGAAAAAGUAGUUAAACCUGAAAAGAUGGAAAAGAAAGAUCUUCCUCCCCCCACACCUCCUCCAGCAUUGAUUCAGCCACAAUCAGUUCCCCCACCAGUACAACCAGAACCAGAGAAACUUCCUUCAAAAGAAACUUCAGCUUCAACUCAGAAGCCAUCUCAAGAUACUGAGAAGCCUGUGGAAGUCGUGACUAGUGUUCAGGUAGAGCCUGCAGUUAAAGCUGCAAACCAACAAAAUGUUACAGUACCAGCAGUCAAAGAAGAGAAGCAGCCUGAGAAAGUAAUCAGCAAAGAUGUUGGUAUAGAGAGACCUCGACAAGAUUCAAGAUCAUCAAUUAAAAAAGAAUCCACUUUGCCCCCUAGGACCUACUGGAAAGAAACUAGAGACAGAGAUUGGUUUCCAGAUCAAGGAUAUAGAGGCCGAGGCCGAGGCGAAUAUUACUCCAGAGGUCGAAGCUAUAGAGGCUCUUAUGGAGGACGUGGAAGGGGUGGUAGAGGGCAUACUAGAGAUUAUCCUCAGUAUAGAGACAAUAAGCCCAGAACAGAACAUGUACCCUCAGGCCCGCUCAGACAGCGAGAAGAAAGUGAAACACGAAGUGAGAGUUCUGAUUUUGAAGUUGUCCCUAAAAGAAGACGACAGCGGGGUUCAGAGACUGACACCGACAGUGAAGUUCAUGAAAGUGCAAGUGACAAGGAUAGUUUAAGCAAAGGCAAACUUCCCAAAAGAGAAGAGCGUUCUGAAAACAAAAAACCUAUAAAGCCUCAAUCUUCUUUCAAGCCUGAAAAUCAUGUUCGAAUAGAUAAUAGGCCACUAGAAAAGCCUUACAUGAGGGAUGAUGAUAAAUCUAAACCAGGCUUUCUUCCUAAAGGCGAGCCUACUAGACGAGGCAGAGGGGGAACAUUCAGACGUGGUGGAAGGGAUCCUGGAGGCCGUCCAUCACGUCCUUCUACCUUACGAAGACCUGCUUAUCGGGACAAUCAGUGGAAUCCAAGGCAGGCAGAAACACCUAAACCAGAAGAUGGAGAGCCACCAAGAAGACAUGAUCAGUUUAUUCCUAUUCCAGCCGAUAAACGACCUCCAAAAUUUGAACGAAAAUUUGACCCUGCUAGAGAGAGGCCCCGAAGGCAACGUCCUACCCGACCACCAAGGCAAGAUAAACCUCCUCGAUUUAGACGACUAAGAGAGAGGGAGGCUGCUUCAAAAACAAAUGAGGUGGUGGUACCCACAAAUGGCACAGUUAAUAACGUGAUUCAAGAACCAGUUAAUACUGCUGCAGAUAUUUCAGGGAAUAAGACACCAGAUUUAUCUAAUCAGAACUCUUCAGAUCAGGCAAAUGAAGAGUGGGAAACAGCUUCUGAAAGCAGUGAUUUCAAUGAGAGGCGUGAGAGGGAUGAAAAGAAAAAUGCCGAUUUGAAUGCACAAGCAGUUGUAAAGGCUGGAGAGAGUGUCUUACCUCCAAAGAGGGAAAUAGCCAAGAGAAGUUUUUCUAGUCAAAGACCUGGGAUAGAUCGGCAGAAUAGACGUGGCAACACUGGUCCACCCAAAUCAGGAAGGAAUUUCUCAGGCCCCAGGAAUGAAAGAAGAAGCGGCCCACCAUCAAAAAGUGGGAAAAGAGGGCCAUUUGAUGACCAGUCUGCAGGCACAGCUGGUGUUGAUCCUGUUAAUAGCAACCCUGCACACCACCAGGAAGGAAUACCUAAUGGUACAGGGCAGAAGAAUUCAAAGGAUACCACUGGGAAAAAAAGAGAAGACACCAAACCAGCUCCUAAAAAAGCCAAAGAGAAAGUAGAUGCUCUAUCACAGUUUGAUCUCAACAAUUACGCAAGUGUUGUUAUAAUUGAUGAUCAUCCUGAAGUAACAGUAGUUGAAGACCCCCAGUCAAAUUUAAAUGAUGAUGGUUUUACUGAAGUGGUAUCCAAGAAACAACAAAAACGUUUACAGGAUGAGGAACGCCGAAAGAAGGAAGAACAGGUUACACAGGUCUGGAACAAAAAGAAUACAAAUGAAAAAGGAAGAAGUCAGACUUCCAAGCUUCCUCCAAGAUUUGCCAAAAAACAGGCUACAGGAACCCAACAAGCCCAGUCUCCAGCCUUAGUUCUUGCCUCAGUUCCAGUUCCAAUCUCAGCCUCGACUCCAGUUCUAACAUUACCUGCAGCUUCAGUUCCAGCCUCAGCAGCAACUCCAGUUCUAACAUCACCCACAGCUCUAGCUCCAGCCUCAACCCCAGCUCCAGUUCUGACCUCAAACUCAGCUCCGGUUCCAACCUCAGCCUCAGGUCCACUUCCAGCCUCCACUUCAGCUACAGCCACAGCCUCCUCUUCAGCUCCAGUCUCAGCCCCACCCCCAACCCCUAUCCUUUCCUCAGCUUCAACCCCAGUCUCUGUCCCAGUUCUUGCAUCAGCCUCAAUUCCUAUCCUUGCUUCAGCCCUAGCACCAGCUUCAGCUCCAGCCCCAACCCCAGUAGUCUCAGCCCCAACUGUGCCGACCCCAACUGCCCCAGCUUCAGCCACAACAGCCUCAGUACCACUUGUCCCUUCCUCAGCUGCUGCAGCCCCUGCCCCAGCCUCAACUGCUCCAACCCUCACCACGUCGCAGACCCACAAACCAGUCCAGAAUCCAUUGCAAAUUUCAACACAGUCUUCAAAACAGCCACCACCUUCAAUUAGGCUACCUUCUGCUCAGACACCCAAUGGCACAGAUUAUGUAGCCACAGGAAAAUCCAUGCAGACCCCACAAUCACAUGGCACUCUUACUGCUGAAUUAUGGGAUAACCGUGCCCCUCCAGCUGUGCUGAAUGACAUCUCUAAGAAAUUAGGUCCUAUUAGUCCACCUCAGCCACCGUCAGUCAGUGCCUGGAAUAAGCCAUUAACAUCAUUUGGAUCAGCUGCUUCAUCAGAGGUAGGAAUAAACUUAAUAGCAUUAGUGGGAUUUUUGCUUCAGAUUUUUUUUUUUAAAGCAAUUUCUUAAACUUACCAUGUUUUAGAAUAAUGUGGAGGGCUGUUAUCACAUUGCUGGUCCUAUGUUUAGAGUUUCUGAGUCAUUACACCUGAAUUGAGAUCUGAGUAUGUGUCUAACAGGUUUCCAGAAAAGACCUUGUGAUAAUUUAUAAGUGC
This is a messenger RNA of Castor canadensis (American beaver), 5141 nucleotides long. NCBI's taxonomy places the organism in Eukaryota, Metazoa, Chordata, Mammalia, Rodentia, Castoridae. The record is from RefSeq and is a predicted model, not a curated record.